Molecule: messenger RNA, 1626 nt
Organism: Pristis pectinata (smalltooth sawfish)
Lineage: Eukaryota; Metazoa; Chordata; Chondrichthyes; Rhinopristiformes; Pristidae
Product: fibroblast growth factor 12
Exons: 5
Coding region: 630-1364 (244 amino acids)
Biological process (GO): positive regulation of protein phosphorylation; animal organ morphogenesis; cell differentiation
Cellular component (GO): cytoplasm
Molecular function (GO): growth factor activity; fibroblast growth factor receptor binding
Source: RefSeq, a predicted model, not a curated record
UCCUGCACAGACGUGGUCCAAUCCAACACUACAAGGUCCAGGAGACAACAACCCAGGUCCACCAACACCUCCCCCGGCCCUGGAACCAUGCCUUAAGAAGGAAGGAGACGGUGUGCUCCAGAGUUGCAGAGUCCCGGACCCGGAGCAGAGGAUGAACCGGGCGAGCGUUGCCUGUCCUCCUUUGCACAGUGCCCGAGACCGCAGUCAGGACGCACCCCGGGGCCGCUAAAAGCUGCUCUGUUGACCCCCGCACCUCCCUGGAUGGACCUGGAAUCGGUGCGGACGCUCACCUAGAGCCGGGCGAGGGCUGCGGGAGGAUCCGUCGCUGUGUGUGUUUUGGCUCUCUCUCUCUCUCUCUCUCUCUGCCUUCUGGUCCAAGCGGUGGAGUCCUUUCUCCCUCUCUGCCUCUCUGCUAUCCCCCGGUCCAAGCGGUGGAGCCCUUGCGGCUGAAGAGCGGGCUGCGGAGCGGAGCUGGACCAGUGGGGAAGGAUGCGCCCACACCGCCGGGAGCCAGCCCCCGUCCCCCGGCGCUGCCCCUGAACCGGCCGAGGGCAGCGGGCAGGCUGCAGCGAGCCGCGUCUCUGCCCCCACCGUCCCCGGCCCCGGCGGCUCCGUUCUGAGCCCGGGACAUGGCCGCGGCUCUCGCCAGCUCUCUGAUCCGGCAGAAGCGGCAGGCGAGGGAAAACAACGCGGACCGGGUGUCGGCCACCAAGCGCCGGAGCAGCCCAAGCAAAGCCAAGAAGUCCCUGUGCGAGAGGCACGGCCUCGGCGUCUUCUCCAAAGUCCGCUUCUGCAGCGGCAAGAAGAGGCCGGUCCGGAAGAGAACAGACCCCCAGCUGAAAGGUAUAGUGACGAGGUUGUUCAGCCAACAGGGCUACUAUCUACAGAUGCAGCCGGAUGGCACCAUCAACGGCACAAAAGACGAAAACAGUAAUUACACUCUGUUCAACCUGAUUCCUGUGGGACUGCGGGUAGUGGCCAUACAAGGAGUGAAGUCUGGCCUCUAUGUGGCCAUGAACGGUGAAGGUCUUCUCUACAACUCGGAGCUUUUCACAGCAGAGUGCAAGUUCAAGGAGUCCGUGUUUGAGAACUAUUACGUCAUCUACUCCUCCACAUUAUACCGGCAGCAGGAGUCCGGCAGAGCCUGGUUCCUAGGACUCAACAAGGACGGCCAGGUCAUGAAGGGUAACCGUGUAAAGAAAACCAAGCCAUCUUCCCAUUUUCUACCCAAACCAAUCGAAGUUUGCAUGUACAGGGAGCCUUCACUGCACGAAAUCGGGGAUAAAGCCGUGCGCUCACGGAAAAGUUCGGGAACGCCAACCAUGAACGGAGGCAAGGUCGUCAACCAGGAGGAAAGCACAUAGCAGGAGAACGGGGGGCAGGGAAUCUGAACUAGACCACAGGCACUAUUUACAUCAAACAAAGCAAAACUGCAUACUAUAAAAUCCAGAAGGGAGGAUCUUUAUGAACACGUGAGUCCUCAACAUUAACUGAUGAAGCCAUUGCCUGGAAGAGAAUAAUUAAAUCAGGACUUGAUUUUCAUUGUUUCCUCAUGCAGAACUCUCCACGUGUGUGGUAAACUCAGCUACGAAACGUUAAAUAAUAAAAAACUUAAGUUACCCUGCA